AUGGGAGAACACAACCUCAAAGUAGUGCAGGAGUUCUCGUAUUCAGGCGCAAAACUAACGAGCAACAAUGAUGAAGAAACAGAGAUACAAAAACGAAUUCCUAGAUUGUCGAUGCACGUGAGAUUGCAAAGACUCCGGUGGAGUGGUCACGUCCAAAGAAUGCACGCAGGACGUGUACCUAGGAGAAAUUUGGAAGGAAAACCUGGGGGUAAGAGAUCUGUGGGAAAACCUAGAGCUGGAUGGGUGGACGGAGUGAACGUGGAUACUAAGAAUAUCCUGGGACUCCGAACUAGAGUCGAGAGAGUUUGGGGGCGGAGAAUCGAGGAGACUAGGGCUCGAUUUGAGCUGUAG
Cataglyphis hispanica is the source of this 351-nucleotide messenger RNA. RefSeq lists its product as uncharacterized. The transcript has 2 exons. The coding region runs from base 1 to 351 and encodes 116 amino acids. NCBI's taxonomy places the organism in Eukaryota, Metazoa, Arthropoda, Insecta, Hymenoptera, Formicidae. The record is from RefSeq and is a predicted model, not a curated record.